UUAAACAAACGAAGGGACACAAACGGGAGAGAAAAAAAAGAAGGGUUUUUUGAUAAAGCAAAAGAAUAUUAUUUGAUACAUAGAUUUUGGACUUUGUUUGUAUUUGGCACCCUCUCACCUGCAAAACAAAACAAAACAAAACAAAACAAGAAGCACACAACCAGAGACAGAAAGAGAGGAAGAAGAAGAAGAAGAAGAUCUUGUGAGAUCGAGCUUCAAGCUAUAAGCCAGGUUUCUCACAUUCUCAGCUGAUUCUGCGUCAUGGGGAGGAAAGUUACAGGAAUACAGGUGUUGGACAAGAAGCCAAAUGGUGUCAAAGCUGCUUCAAAUGGUAGUUCUGAUGAUAAAACACACAUUUCUCCUAAGAUUGCUGCAGCUAUGGUUCACGCAAUGGAUCAUGAAGUAAAGGAAUGUACCGAAGCCAAUUCUUUUGUUGAGAAAUGUCAUGAGAAGGAUGUUUUGAGUACCAACACCACAAAUUGUAGUACUGACUUGCCUGAGGAGGAGAAUGAGAAAUCUGAAGUGCAGAACACAGGUGACCAUAAAGAGUUAAGCUCACCUGCUGCGAGAGAAGAGCUUACAAAUCACUCUGUUCCACAGCCAUCUGAUCUGGUAUCUGAAAAGCAUGGAUCCUUCACACAGAUUGUUGAUACUGAAGCUGUUGCAGCUGGUCUAAACUCGUCACCAAAUGCUAACAACUUGAACUCACCUUACUCAUCAAAGAAUUCACAGACAAACUCACCUUUUUCAUCCAGUAAGCCCUUGCUACAAGAUAAGAAGAAUUAUGAUGAUGAAGAUAAUUGGUCUAUUGCUUCCUCUGCUGUAUCUAUGCGCACUGCCAGAGCUAAGGUAACUCUAGGUUCGGCCCCUUCAUUUAGAUGCUCGGAACGUGCAGAGAAACGGAGGGAGUUUUAUCUGAAGUUAGAGGAGAAACAUCGAGCUCUUGAAGAAGAAAAAAGCCAGUAUGAGGCAAGGCAAAAGGAAGAGCAAGAAUCAGCAAUCAAGCAGUUGAGAAAGAACUUGGUAAUCAAAGCAAAUCCUGUACCAAGUUUCUACUAUGAGGGGCCUCCGCCUAAGCCAGAACUCAAGAAGUUGCCACUGACUCGCCCCAAGUCACCGAAACUAAAUCUAAAUCGGAGAAGGAGCUUUGGUGAUGCUUUGAACUCAUCUCCAGAAGUUUGUGGCCGAGCACGUCACAGCGUUGGUAGUCACAUCAAAGGUGGUUCGAAUAGCUCUUUCAUUCAGAAAAAUAAGGACCAGGACCAGUUCAUUCGACGCAACAGCAACGGCGCUUGCAAAACCAAAGAACGAUCAAAAGUGGAUAAGGAAACUAAAACAGCUCCUCCUAAGAUCACCGAGCAGGCAAAUGCAGACAUAUCAGUCCAAUCAUGAGUUGUUGGAAAAUAGCCUUCAUUUUCCUCACUGUUUGCACGAGAGAUUGAUUGGCCCUAUUUUAUAACUGACUUUUGUGAUUUGUGUUAACUUGCGGUGUAUAUGUUUUGUUUUGUAAGUUAUAUUGGUACACAUCAUGUUUUAUAUAAUGAUAUGGACUUAUUCAUGUAAUAUGUGUACCAAAAUGUGAUGUUUCCCCAGACUAGUCCCCCGGAUU
Molecule: messenger RNA, 1609 nt
Organism: Gastrolobium bilobum
Lineage: Eukaryota; Viridiplantae; Streptophyta; Magnoliopsida; Fabales; Fabaceae
Product: protein WVD2-like 1
Exons: 7
Coding region: 262-1392 (376 amino acids)
Biological process (GO): microtubule cytoskeleton organization
Molecular function (GO): microtubule binding
Source: RefSeq, a predicted model, not a curated record